UCACAAACAUUCUCCAGCAGUCGGACAGGAAAAAAGAGACAUGUUGGAGGCUAGCAGGGCUGCCGACCCGCACAUCUAGACGGGGGACGGCCACCCUUUCCUAGAUGGGCUACCUCUCCCGAAAUUGGAGGGAGAAACAUUAGAACAGUGUAGCUCUCACCUGGACACGACUUGAUAUUCGUGGAUGUUCAUUUGCGGGAGUCAGUUGACGUUUAAAAAUGUGGGAGAUGGUGGCGUUACCGAGGGGGAGCUCUCCCUUCCUGUCGUCUAGGACAAGAUGGCAGCAGUGCAGGCGAACUGUGCAUGCAAUGGAUUUAUAAGUCCAUAACAUGUUCAGAGAAGCCCUGGAUUAUAUUUAUAGAGACUCUAUGUGAAGGUAUGGCCUCACAAGUCUUGGUUUACCCACCACACAUUUAUCAAACCCAGACAAGUGCCUUUAGCAGUGUGAAGAAACUCAAAGUUGAGCCCAGCAGCUGUGUGUACCAUGAGAGGGCACAUCCGCGGACUUAUCUGAACAGGCGAAACCUUGGCAUUGUGCACCCGACAAAAGCUCGCUCGUUCUUGUGCCAAGACCUGACAGCGAAAGUGUUUGGAGGACCAGAGUACCCAGUGAAGACCGUGGUGGUGCGUGGUGUCCAAAGACAACAGCCCGGGAAAAGAGGUGGAGGGUCAGGUCCAGCUGCUGUCCAGCAGCGGCAGGCCACAGGGGUUCUCCACAAGCAGGACAAGGAGCAGCAACAGCAGACAGACUCAGCAAGUGGGGGCAGCAGUGGAGCAACAGGAGCAGGAGGAGGGGGAAGGGGAGAGGGCUGCAGUGGAGGAGGUGAGGGAGGUGGAGAGAAGGAGGAGGGUGACACAGAGGCAGACUGUGGAGGUUUGAACUCGGCUGACAGCUCUCAGCGAUGUGGACAGAAACGUAAAAGUGAGGAGCUGGAUAAUCGUGGGAGCACCAUGCAGAUUGUGGAGGAACUGUCAAUGUUGCCCGCCAUGUUGCAAACAGCAAAUGUAGGAAAUGCAGCAGCGACUGCACCUGCGGCCGUGGGUGCUGGAGGAGGGCCUUCCAAACAGGUUGCAGCUGGGGGAGCGGGAGGAUGCGAUGGGGACUAUCAGGUCGUGCAGCAUGAGGUUCUUUGCUCACUGAAGAAUACUUACGAAGUGCUGGAUUUCUUGGGACGUGGCACGUUUGGCCAGGUUGUAAAGUGCUGGAAAAGAGGCACAGGUGAGGUAGUGGCCAUUAAGAUCCUGAAGAACCAUCCUUCAUACGCUCGACAGGGUCAGAUAGAAGUAGGCAUCCUCGCACGUCUGAGUGGGGAGAACGCAGAUGAGCACAACCUGGUGCGAGCCUUCGAAUGCUUCCAACACCGCAGCCACACCUGCCUGGUGUUUGAGAUGCUUGAGCAGAACCUCUAUGAUUUUCUGAAGCAGAACAAGUUCAGCCCGUUGCCAUUGAAAGUGAUCAGACCUGUGCUACAGCAGGUGGCCACUGCUCUGAAAAAGCUGAAGAGCAUGAGUCUCAUUCAUGCAGACCUCAAACCUGAGAACAUUAUGCUGGUGGAUCCAGUGAGGCAACCCUACAGGGUGAAGGUGAUAGACUUUGGCUCAGCCAGCCAUGUGUCCAAAGCAGUCUGCUCCACGUACCUCCAGUCUCGGUACUAUAGGGCUCCAGAGAUUAUUUUGGGUUUGCCAUUUUGUGAAGCCAUAGACAUGUGGUCCCUGGGCUGUGUGAUAGCUGAGCUUUUUCUGGGCUGGCCUCUUUACCCCGGGGCCUUGGAGUAUGAUCAGAUCCGCUACAUUUCUCAGACGCAAGGUUUGCCCGGAGAGCAGUUAUUGAAUGCAGGGACCAAGACAACACGUUUCUUUUGCAGAGAGUCUGACUCACCUUAUGCAUCUUGGAGACUAAAGUCUACAGAUGAGCAUGAGGCCGAGACGGGGAUGAAAUCAAAGGAAGCGAGGAAGUACAUCUUCAGCUGUUUGGAUGACAUAGUGCAUGUGAACUUGGUGAUGAAUCUGGAAGGUAGCGAUUUGCUCGUGGAGAAGGCAGACCGCCGGGAGUUUGUAGGCCUGCUAAAGAAAAUGUUGCUGAUCGAUGCAGAUGAGAGGAUUGCCCCCGCUGAAGCUCUCAGUCACCCAUUUGUGACAAUGCAGCACCUGCUUGACUUCCCUCACAGCAACCAUGUCAAGUCAUGUUUCCACAUCAUGGACAUUUGCUCCACCCGUCCCAACACGUAUGAGAUAGCCAAUCGAGGCAAGGGGCCCUUUGUCAGACCUGGGGCUGCAAGUACUGCAGCCACAGUCAACCAUCCCUUCAGCAAAAUGACUGUUGUCCACCCUCAAGCAUUAGCACCAUCUGCACCCUCUGUGAUGCACCCUGGGAUACCAUUGCAAGCAGGAAGUGGACAGUUUGGCGGCAAUGAUUCAUUUCAGCAGGCACUCAUCUUAUGUCCCCCAACCAUUCAAGGGAUACCCACAAACACUGUGAAACCGGCUGGCUACUCUGUUCGAAUGGAGGCAUCUGUGCCUCUGGUCACUCAAGCGCCCCCAAUCCAGCCCAUCCAAAUCAGACCAGGAGUUAUCACACAGGCCUGGUCGAACCGAGCACAGCAGAUUUUGGUGCCCACAUGGCAGCAGGUGACAUCAGUGCCCCCACCCGCAACUACUUUGGCAUCUGAUGCAGUGGUGGGGCCGCCAAGAGUGGGAGACUGGGGGAAAGUGCGUCCCCAUGGUAACCAUUACAGCUCCAUGAUUGCCCACCCUCAACCAUUCUUAACCAACCAAAUUACUAUGCCCGCCCACCAGCCUAUAAACAUCGGCAUUGCACAUGUGGUGUGGCCACAACCAGCUGCCAACAAAAGAGCAAAGCCUUCUACAAACAGGGGCAGCAACUUUUCCCAAAACACAAACAUCCAAAAUCUACCAUGCCAGUCCCCAAAGAUGGCUGAUACAGCAAAGAAUGUGGAAGAAGCAGAGGAGGAGGAAGCUAGAUGCCCAGAAGAGGAGCAUGCUGUUGUACAGGAGCAAGAAACGGAGCAGGCAGAGGAGGAUGAUGAUGACAACUGCUGCAAAGUAGAGGCAGACUGCGAGGAGCAUUCAGUUUCGCAAGAGCAGCGGCACGCCAUGGUGAUCUCAGAGCUAACAAGCCCAUCUGUCAGCGUCAUCAGCAUCAGUAGUGAUGAAGAAGAGGGCGCACAAAGGCAUUCGAUGGGAGAAUGUAAAGGAAGCGCAGAUUGUGAGGCCUGUCAGAGCACAGUUAGUAUGGAGAGAGUCUGUUCUCUCAGCAGCCCUGACAGCACGCUGAGCACCAGCUCUUCAGCCUCAGUGCAGUCCAGCACGUCACCAUGCAAACAUCCAAACAGUAUGUCUGACGACGAACAGGAGAGCGACACAGUGGAUAUCUCGCCCGCCUCCAAUGGCAAUAACAACAGUCCCUUCCCAGAGCGUCGUUACAUCGCAAACAGCAAUCAGAACUGCAAGCCUCAUGUUGCAUGUGUUGCCCUGGAAACCGAGCCCAGCAAGCCGAUCGUGCGUACAGCUGCCGUACCGCCAAUGAGGCUGCAGAACAGCACUGGCAUCAGUGAAACACCUGGCAACACAGUCUUGGAGUCUUCAUUCCAGUCCAAAGGGCGAGGUGCUUCUGGGCGUCAUCAUCACCACACUACUCCUCUCCUAAACCGUUCGCAGAAGAUCACACCUUCAUUCCAGCCCCAGCAACAGCAGCCCAUAGGCUUUGGGCAGGUCCAACAUUUCACUUCCUGCCACCAGGAAUGGAACGGCAACUUUGCCCACCGCAGACCGCAGGCCUUCAUCCCCCCUACCAUUCACGGGCCCGCGUUCACCCUAUCCCACAGCAGUCCAAACCACUCUGCAGGCCCCCUCCCCCAUCUUGGGGGACACCCGCACUCCCAACCCACCUUGUUGUCCUAUCCCCCGUCUGGUCCUCUGGUCACGGCGGCCCCUGUGGCCCAUCUCUUGGCCUCCCCAGGCGCCUCACGUCCUGUCCUUCAGCCAACCUACAGUAUCUCCCACCCGGCGGGCAUCGUGCAUCAGGUCACAGUGGGCAUCAACCCCCGGCUUUUGCCCUCCCCCACUUUACAUCCACAAAGCCAAUUCAAACCCCUCUUCCCCCCACAUUCCUACAUUGCCUCGCCUGCCUACGCCGGUUUCCCACUCAGCCCUACCAAAAUAAACCAAUAUCCCUACAUCUGAGCAUGGGUGCCCAGGUACUCCUCUCACUACCCGAGGGCUAAGUGUGUGGGGCGAAUUCUGUCUUAAAUCACAAACAACAUGGUUUUUUAAUUUUGAAAAACCAUGGCACAACCACAGAGAAUGCAAGCUAUUUUUUGAAUCAUGUCAACUUGGGUGUAAUUGAACUUCAAGCUUUAAAAAAAAAAACAGAAAGAGAGAAAGAGUUUCAGAGAUGGGGAAGAUUUGGGCAAAAAAUCUGAAGGAAAUAAUGUAUGAAUGAUUGAAUGAAUGAGUAGUUAAACUCACACUUAAUGUGUUUUGCACAUUUGAUAUACCUUUGCAUUGGAUCUUCUACGAAUACUCCUCAAAACAGGUAAAUAAUUGGGGCGGUGUUGAAUAGUUUGACGUUGCACCCCCGAUCCCAGCUAUUUUUCUAUAUUGCCUUCUUACAUGUGCAAGACACAUCCACAUUUGUAAAGCCAUCCCAGUCUCUAACUCUAGAUUGCCAGAUGCACAUGUUGUCUACGGUGUAUGUUGUAUCGCGUUUGGAGUAUUUGUACUUUUUCAGUGUCUUUCGGUGUCCGCAAUGUCAAAAGUCAAUUAUGCGAUUUUAAAUAGGGUCGUUCCUCACGCUGCAUGUAGUCUUGCAUGAGCAAAAGUGUAAACUGAACGAUGCGUAGACGUUGCUCUUUUUGUUUGUGUCACAAGACUCGCUGCAUUGUAUAACUGUCCCCAGCCAUAGUGCCUUACAUAUUGUUCAUGUUACUACUUAUAUAUGACUAUAUACAUGACUAUUAAUGUACCGGACUGCAGCACUUGAAAUUCCAAUCGCUCAAUGCAUCCUAUGUGUGAGUGUGUGUGCAUAUGUGUGUGUGUGUAAAUAGUUAUAUAUAUAUAUACACACUCACGCGUGUGUGUGUGUGUGUAUGUAUAUGAUUAUAUAUAUAUAUAUAUAUGCACAUGUGUAUAUGUCCAUGCAUAGCCUGCAUGGAUGUGAUGUAUCGCAGAUAGCCGUGCUUAUGAUUUGGAGUCGGUGUAUAUUUACUUGUGUAGUGAGUUACUAUUCCUUUUCAUGCAAGAAAAACAGCAUGUUUUGCUGUUGCGAAUGGUUGCUGUUUUCAUUAAGGAGAGCUUUUGUUCUUCCCCCUUUUCUGAAUGAACCUGUGUAUAAUGUGCAAGUAUUGCUUCAACUUUGAUAAUCACUUUCUGUUUAGUGAAACACUUAUUAUUACUCACAGUAUUUGUACUGUAUGACGAAACUGCAAUACAAUCUAAAUAGUCGCCUUUUCCUCCCCACCCGUCUUCAUAUACUCAUUUCUCACUUUGUUGAUUCGAUGUUUUAGACGUGUGUGGGCAUGGCUUUGGCUAGGUAAAGAUAAAAAUCCAAAUUCAUUCACGGUAUGGCGUGUUUUCUAAACCUGAGCAAACCAUGCAGUAUUCGAUAUACACACAUAUAUGGACGUAUAUUGUAGAGCUAGAGUAUCUAGUACCAAUGCUUGAUAAGGUAUGAGUCAAUUGUGUGCAAUGCUCUCAUUUAUGCAUGUGUGACAAAGCUAACUUUUUCCCUUUACAUUUGUUAACGGCUAAAGGCUUUUCUAUGUCAACUGCUUAUUUUAAACAUUCCGUCAGGGAGGCUAUAUAUAUAUACAUACACACAUAUACGGUAGUCUUUGUGUGUAUGCAUAUGUAUAUUAUAUAUGUAUAUCUAUUGUAUAUGUAUAUAUACACGCAGUGGGAGGGAGCAGAUGGCGUUAUACAAUAUACAUAUAUAGAUAUAUAAGUAUAUAUAUCUAUAUAUGUAGAUCUGUUACCUGUGUGUUUAUCUGUUUCAUUUCUUUGUUAUUUGCGUGAAUAUUCUUGUCUUUAAUUUCAUAUGAAGUUGCUUGGCAGCACCAAAGACUGUAAUUCAUUUUCCUGAGCAAGGUAGCUACUCUUGUUUGCGUAAACCUCACUUAAUACCAUUGUCGUAGAAUGGGGUUGGAUUAAAACAAACAAAUGUAUUUAAACAAAAAAAAGAAAAAAAGCGGCAGAGGUUUUGUCUAGCUUAUUGGGCAAUUAAUAAGUCGUAUCAUUUCUUUCUUGAAUGUAUCAUAGAUAAGCUGCUAAACGAUGAUUGCCACUUCAAUAGCUGUGAAAUUAGGUGGUUUCUUUUGAGUUUGAACCUUUUUUUUUGUGUAGGUCCCUAAUUAUCUAAAAAUAGAAGUGGUUUUGAUUUUAUUUGUGUGUUCCUAUUUGGAGUGUCAUUGUAACUACUGUAUUGCUGAUAAUGAACACUAGUUGCAAUUGUUGUUUCUCGGGGUGUGCGUGUGCGUGUGUGUAUGUUUUGCAUCAGUAUUUUAUCCUUUUCGGGCUCAUCACUGCAUACAUGAUUUAUCGAUGUAUAACUUAAUUUUUGUAUGUUUUCAUAUUGAUGUUUUUGUACACAUAUAGAAAAAACUGUAGCUUGCAGGAUCAAUUUAACCAGUGCAGGAGAUGGGGAAAAAAAGUGCAUGUUAAAAUGAUCACUCACCACAAAGGAAGGCUGAUAGGAAAAUAUGUGGCCGAAAGGAAUGAUUACACUCCCUAAAAACAACUAAUUUGAACUACUAUUUAUUAUUAUUAUUAUUGGAAUGUUUUUAUCUGUUCAAUGUUAUAAGCGAUAAGAGGAAUUUUGCCUUGCGUUCUGACCGUUUGACCACCCCCCCCCUGCUUUUUUUUGAUGAUGUUUUCAUUGCAAAGCGGCUGAUGUCGCGUGGUCCUUACUGAAACUGAAGCAGUGUGAGCAGCACUGUGUAUGUGCCUUGAGAUUCAGAACAGUCCAGAUGGUCAUUGCUCAAUGCUUUAAGGAGGAAGAACGCUUGACAAUUAUAGUUUGUAUGUACACGAUAUGGACAUAAGUAUUGGGACACACUGCGUUGUAAAAAUGGAACAAACUGUGGUGUUAAUUUCACAUUUCAGCUUUAGCAGCUUCCUUAACAUCUGGUGAGACUUUCAACCAAUCCAUUUGUGAGCUCAGAGGUCACUAAUCUUGGACCUCACCCUGAGAGAAUAACCUCUUACACAGAAAUAUACAGCAUUCGUAGAAGGCGGCAUGUAUGCAGCUUCACGUUUUAUACAGAACCCACAAUCGUGUGCGCUUUCACACAGCAAUACAGCAUUUUACAUCAGAUCAUUAGGUGCAUGUCGAUAUCAGUGCCGGUGUCUGGUGCGAUGUAUGCGGGAGGAUUGAAUGUUUGUUGUCAGUGAAACAUUAACAUCUUCCUGCUUUUGCUUCGGCGCUGAUCGUAUUAGUGAUGGGAACUCUUUCUUUUGGCUCGGUUCCCUGAAUCGGGCCAGCACAGUAAGCAAAGUCUUAACAUGUGACACUUGACCCACCCUGUUGUUAUUGCAGAAUAGCGUGUUUUUGUGUUCUCCUGUUAGUCUUGCGGGAUCUGUAUAAAAGUGGCGGCUCAAGAGCGAUCCAAGAAAAAAAGAUGGCUAAAAUCGGACUUACCAACAAAGCUACCAUUCAAGUUGUUUUCGGGGGUUCUUGGACACCCAAGCAAAAACUUUGGGUCUUGUCACGAACUUGGAAGCAUAGAAUUGUCCAACUGCAAUUGAUCAGUGAUCCCAUGACUUUUGUCCAUAUAUAUGAUUUAAAGCGUCCGACCGACCAGAAAAUUAGGAAAUCCAAGAUAGGUCUUUAUCAUGUUCUCCUCUGAUCAGCUCAGUAGAAACAUUAGAAGAUCACGCAGAGUGGUGUUGUUUUUACAAAUAAUACACUUUAAUAAUAAUUCUCACAUGAUCACACAUGUUUGGAUCGUCACUCUGGCUUGAAACAGCAGAUGCAAUACUUUUGAACAUUUUUGCCGUCAUUGCACCACACAAGUGUUCUUAGAUCAUGUGUACUUUACAUGAGCUUGCAUGUGCGUCGCUUGGAGCACAUUUGAUAACACUGGCUUCAUCAACUUCUCUGCUUCAUCAACUGCUCCUGCAUGUUGGGUUUGUCUUCUUUAUGCAUUAAGGAGAUUAUUAUUGUGGUUUCUCGCUCAAGAGGCAAGGGCGCGAUAUGUUUCAACACUGAUAUGGUUGUAUGCUUUUUAAAAAAUAUACAUAUAUAUUAUAAUCAAGUAUCAUUUUGGACAAGAAAGCUUUGGACAACAAGAACACGAACUUGGCAGAUGAUAAGUGCUUGAAAUGAUUUGAAAUAAUCUGCAUGGGAAAAUGUAAUGUGUGUUGUAGUUCCUCCCAAAGUAUUCACCAGCAAUGCGACGCAAGAGGAGAUCAAAGCUUCAAGUUUUAAUUCUGCACAUCACCAAUUCCUUGCUUUAUGGACAACCACCUUUCUUUUGGAAGUUUUGUGUAACAUUUAACAGAUAAAAAGUGUUUGUAAACAUAACAUUAUAAUAAUGAUUUUGAUAUCCGGAGAAACGAGAAUCCUCUGCUGCGGUUUUAUUCUUUUAGAGCUGUUAAUUCAGGGUCUGUAUUAGUCUCAAUGUGCUACUGUGUUACCGUUUGAUUUCCAUUUAGCUUGUGUUAUCUCUUGCUGCAACUUAUGGAAUGAUCUGUCUAGAUGGCUCAUCAAAUACACUUGAUUAUGAAAUCUGAGCUAUUACUGUUUAAAAACCUGUAGUUUUUUUGUGGCUUUGUUGGGUUUCCCCCCCCCCCAUUUAUUUUAAUUAGCCUUUUUUUGUUUGUUUUUGUGCUACACUAGUUUGCCAUGUAGCAAUUGCACUGUGCAAUAUUUACAGUAUGAGGACUGGGAAACUAACUAUGGAUGUGAUGUCUAUUUACAGUUUGCGAUAGUGUUUCCUCUCUAGUUCUCAGUGAUUUAGGUGUGACCAAGCCUUCUCUACUUUGUCACAUAAGCGGGUUUUCCAGGUGACUCUUUUGGUGAGUGUCAAAGUAAGACUUUAUGGUGUAUUAUUGUUAAGAUUCACUUUGAAUUAAAAAAAUCUAUUGAUGCAAA
Messenger RNA from Doryrhamphus excisus (bluestripe pipefish), 9109 nucleotides. RefSeq names its product homeodomain interacting protein kinase 3b (gene hipk3b). Gene Ontology annotation, biological process: peptidyl-threonine phosphorylation; peptidyl-serine phosphorylation. The record is from RefSeq and is a predicted model, not a curated record. Gene Ontology annotation, molecular function: protein serine/threonine kinase activity; ATP binding; protein tyrosine kinase activity. Lineage: Eukaryota; Metazoa; Chordata; Actinopteri; Syngnathiformes; Syngnathidae. Gene Ontology annotation, cellular component: nucleus; PML body; cytoplasm.